CGAGCGCUGGUGGCGGCUGAGGUGGGCUCUGCAGCUGGGAGAGGUCCGGGCUGCCAGAGUCCAUGCACCAUCAGGAUGUCCCUUGGUGCCUACUGCGUCAUCUGCUGCAGAAGAAUAGGAACCUUAGCCACCCGCUCAAAAAGUCACACAUCCUGGAGAAAUAUCCGAAAUAUAGUAAGAUAUACUGGAUCCCUCAUUUUAGGGGGUUCUUUAUAUCUUACAUACGAAGUCCUGGCCCUGAAGAAAUCUUUAACGUUAGACACUGAGGUGGUGGAAAGAGAAAAAAUGAAGUCUUACAUCUAUGUGCACACAGUUCCUGUAGACAAGUUAGAAAACCGCGGGCUUGUUUGGCAGGCAAGAAAAGAACUUCACAAAGCAGUAAGGACAGUGUUGGCAGCAUCAGCCAAGGCACUACGGAGCCCAUUUGCUGACCCCUUCUGCACAGUAGACAUAGAAGAACACGACUGUGCCGUGUGGCUGCUCCUCAGGAAGAGCCAGGAGGACGACAGAGCCGCGCGGCUGGAGGCUGUGCGCGAAAUGUCAGAGGCUCACCAUUGGCAUGACUACCAGUACAGGAUAAUUGCUCAAGCCUGUGACCCGAGGACCCUUAUUGGUUUGGCACGAAGCAAAGAAAGUGAUCUUCGCUUUUUCCUCCCACCCCCUCCUUUGCCGUCUUUAAAAGAAGACUCCUCCACUGAGGAGGAACUCAGGCAUCUGUUGGCCUCUUUACCUCAGACAGAGCUUGAUGAGUGUCUCCAGUAUUUUACGUCCUUGGCUCUGAGUGAAAGCAGCCAGAGCCUGGCCGCACAGAAGGGAGGACUAUGGUGUUUUGGAGGAAAUGGACUUCCUUACGCGGAAAGCUUUGGAGAAGUUCCCUCAGCCACAGUGGAGAUGUUCUGUUUAGAAGCUAUAGUAAAGCAUUCGGAGAUACCCUCCCACUGUGACCACAUUGAAGCAGGCGGGGGCCUGCAGCUGCUGCAGAGGCUCUACCAGCUCCACAAGGACUGCCCCAAAGUGCAGAGAAACAUCAUGAGGAUCAUUGGAAACAUGGCCUUGAAUGACCAUCUUCACUCUGCUAUCGUCCAGUCAGGCUGGGUUUCUAUAAUGGCAGAAGCUUUGAAAUCCUACCACAUUAUGGAAGCCUCUCAUGCUGCCAGAACCCUGGCUAAUCUAGACCGAGAAACCGUGAGCGAGAAGUACCAGGAUGGGGUGUACGUUCUGCACCCCCAAUGCCGGACAGGUCAGCCCAUUAAAGCCGAUGUCCUUUUUAUUCAUGGCCUUAUGGGAGCAGCGUUUAAAACCUGGCGCCAGCAGGAUAGCGAGCGAGUUCUGACAGAAAAUGCCUUGGUGGGUGAAGACAGGUACACUACAUGCUGGCCUAAGACAUGGCUAGCAAAAGACUGUCCUGCGCUUCGCAUCAUAUCUGUGGAGUAUGACACCAACCUCAGUGACUGGAGAGCUAGAUGUCCCAUGGAAAGAAAGUCCAUUGCAUUCAGAAGCAACGAACUUCUCAGCAAGCUCAGAGCGGCUGGUGUUGGGGAUAGGCCAAUGAUUUGGAUUUCACAUAGCAUGGGAGGUCUUCUUGUCAAGAAGAUGCUGUUAGAAGCCUCGAAGCAGCCGGAACUGAGCGCAAUUGUAAACAAUACCAGAGGCAUCAUCUUUUACAGCGUCCCUCACCACGGGUCACACCUGGCCGAGUACUCCAUUAAUGUUCGAUAUCUUCUCUUUCCCUCUGUGGAAGUCAAAGAGCUCAGCAAGGAUUCCCCUGCACUUAAGAUGCUACAGGAUGAUUUUCUGGAGUUUGCAAAAGACAAAAACUUCCAGGUGCUGAAUUUUGUAGAAACACAACCAACGUAUAUCGGCAGCAUGAUUAAACUGCAUAUAGUGCCCGUGGAGUCAGCAGAUUUAGGCAUUGGGGAUCUAAUUCCUGUGGAUGUCAACCACUUGAACAUUUGCAAGCCGAAGACAAAGGAUGCUUUUUUGUACCAACGUACCCUACAGUUCAUCUGUGAAACUUUAGCCAGAGAUCUUGAAAACUGACAGCUACCUUCUUUCCAUUCUUAUGUGAAUACAGUGCAAGAAAUGCAGCACUCGCCUUCUCUAAGCUGUAUGCAGUCCUGUGCACUCACUGUGGCUUCAGCCUGUUCUGCAAGUGUGGCGCAGACAGCAGAAAUGCAGCUCUUCAGGCAAGCACUGGGAAACGCCCACAUAGACAUGGAGGUCACAGAGGAAGGGUUACAAGAAACUUUCGUGCUGGGCCUUGGGGUGGGGAGCCAAGUUGCUUGUGGCCAGAAUGCCUGUCCACUUGAGACUGUCCCAGCUUACCCAAGAGUCCCAACCGGCAACUUAACACACCACAGAAAAUGCCAUCUGGAGAGAACAAACUAGAAGAUGCUGUCAUGUUUUAGUGUCAGUUUUUAACCGUUAAUAUGUCAGCUACACAUUUGACACUUUCUCACUGGGUAUCACGUACCCAGUGGUAUGCUAGGGUCAGUCUUAUAUGCUUCUGUUUUUUUUUUUUAAAUGUUGUUGAGAAUAGUGUGUGUGUGUGUGUGUAUAUAUAUAUAUAUUUUUUUUUUUAGAAUAUUUUAACUAGUUAUACAGUAAUGUGCUCUGGAUAUGGAAAAAACUAUUUGCAUCUGGCAGAUAAGCUAACCACUUAGCUAAGACUCACUUUUCUUUGUGUACCCUUCUAAAGGCUGAUGGCCUUUUUUGUAUUUGAGUAACAGCAUUGUGGGUGUUU
Psammomys obesus (fat sand rat) is the source of this 2743-nucleotide messenger RNA. It is a transcript of the gene Serac1, whose product is annotated as serine active site containing 1. The record is from RefSeq and is a predicted model, not a curated record. Bases 76 to 2040 code for a protein of 654 amino acids. NCBI's taxonomy places the organism in Eukaryota, Metazoa, Chordata, Mammalia, Rodentia, Muridae. The transcript is spliced from 17 exons.